AUGACUGAACUCGAAGAACAUCCGCGACGGCAAAACCGCUGUUUGGCGGGUAUGGGGAAAAUAACGGCCUUUCAAAGCCCUGCCCCUAGCAGGAGGUGUCUUUCCGUAGCUACUCCACCCGAUGGACGUCACUCCCGUGCCUUUCUGAAGCACUAUCCUCAUCCCGAUCCCCGCCUAGAUCCGAGCCCGGCGUUUCCUGGCCAUUUGAUUUCUCUCUGGUGGCCAUUCCCCAUACGCUGACGGAAUCCGACGAUUUUCGGCGGGCGCUCCCCGCACUCCAAGCUCGACAUCGUCGGUUGUGGGUUGAACCUGUUAUAGGACUAUCGAGAAUCGGACCGCACAGCAAAUGCAUGUAGUACUACUCGUAGUCGCCCGUUCAUGAAGCACCGUGAUCAUGGGUGCGUACCGCUUUUCUCGCUACGACGCCCAAGAUAACGACGGAGGACGGCCCGCAGCAGCAGCAGCAGCCGCCAUCCGCAAGCCGCGUCCAGCAACCGCCGCCGCCUGUCGCGGCGACGACGCAGAAUCUCGAGAGACAGUCCUGAUUCCGGUCGCCUCUUGUUCGUCGUGCCAUGGGUGGUGGCCUUCCGAGCGCAGCACGCCACGCGUGCCUCGGGCUCCUCCUGUGACGCUUGAUGCGUCUCAAGAGCCUGCGCGUCGUCACGGCAGCACCACCCCGCCCUGUGGAGGAAGGACACGCCGUCUAGCUUUGCCCGUGGUUGCUGUGCUGCCGCUGCUGCCGCUGCUGCUGGUGCUGCAGCUACACUGUAUGCGCUGGCGGUGCGCCGUGGCGCAAUCCACACUGAACGACGAGGACUGGCCGGCGAUGAAGGAGGUGAAGGAGACGCUGUCGUUCUCAGGGCGGGACACGUGGGUGCAGAACGCCAGGUGCUUGGACAUGACCGGCGUCACGUGCGACGCCAGUGGCUAUGUCACCCGCCUGAAAGUGCCAGACUUCUCUGGCUCUCUCCCUGCAGCCAUUGGGGACCUCAUUCAUCUAGAAUACCUGUUCUGUGUGUCAGACAGCCUCACAGGGUCCCUCCCAGACGCCAUCUCCAAGCUUGUCAACCUGCAAACGCUAGUGCUGCCAUCAACGGGCAUAUCAGGGAACAUACCCAAAGGCAUUGGCAGCUUGGUCAGCCUCGUGUACCUCAACCUGUACGGCACGGCCAUUGAUGGCUCCAUCCCUUCCUCAAUCGGUCGGCUCUAUGGCCUCCAGACACUCAAUCUGGCGUACACAGGCCUCUCAGGGAGCCUGCCUGAGAAGUUUGGCGGGCUGUCUGACCUCGCAACGCUGUCUCUGUCGGCCACUGGCAUCUCUGGCUCGCUCCCCGCAUCCAUCAGCAAACUAGUUAGCCUCACACUUCUCGAGUGCCAGAAGUGUGCGCUGUCAGGGUCCCUGCCUGCUGCCAUGGGCUCCCUGGGGAACCUGCAGUACCUCAAUCUGAACAUGAAUUACCUCAGUGGACCGCUGCCCACCGCGAUGAGCGGAAUGACGCUCCUGCAAACACUCAAGCUAUCCAAUAAUGCCAUCAACGGGUCUCUGCCUGACACCAUUGGCAGGCUCACUGCUCUCACGUGGGCUGAGCUAUCGAACAACGAGCUGAGUGGACCCCUACCUGACAGCAUCGGUGGACUCUCCAAUGUGCGCCAGCUCGCCAUGGAUCACAAUCUGCUGUCGGGCUCCUUGCCCCCCACCAUCAGCGACCUCGUCCAUCUCAGGGAACUCUAUCUGAGCUUCAACGAGUUCUUUGCCUCGCUGCCUGCGGAAAUCAGUGGCCUCUCCCAGCUGCAAAUGCUCAUCAUGUCCAACUGUGAGCUGGACGGCUCCCUGCCAUCACAGCUGGCUCUGCUUACCAGCCUCAACUACCUGGAUCUGAGCUUCAACUCCCUCUCCGGCUCGCUGCCCUCGCUGCUCGCCAAGCUCACCGACCUGGCCAACCUUGACCUCUCCCACAACCAGCUGUCUAGGUCCCUUCCCAAUGACCUUCUCCCCACCAACCUCCACCGCCUCGACCUGUGCUGCAAUCAAAUCUCUGGGCCCAUCCCCGACACCAUCGGGGGGCUGCUGCAGCUGGAGCACCUCGACCUCAGCUCGAACCGCUUCAGCGGCUCUCUACCCACUGAGAUGACAGCGCUCAUUCAACUCACUCUCCUCAACCUGCGCAGCAACCAGCUAACCGGCGCCGUGUUACAACCCAUCCCCCCGGCCAUGCAGCAGUACCAGCUGGACAACAACUACUUCUCCUCCGCCUUCCCUUCCCAGCCGCCCUGCCCCGACGGUGCCAUUGUCACCACGCGCAGCAACUGCGCGGUGGGGAAGGAUGGGAGUACCGCCGCGCCCUCCUUCUCGUGCCCGCCGGGGGGGGCGGACCCCCAGAGGAGGCCGGAGGUGUGCCGGGCGUUCUGUGGGCUGACGAACGAGAGCCUGCCGUGCGGCGGGCACGGCGUGUGCUUCUUUGACGGGCCGAGUAGUGUGCCCACGUGCGCCUGUGACGAUGGGUUCACGAAUGGAGGCGUGGCGGGGUCGUGCGUGCCCGAUGAUGGCUCUCUCCCCUCCAUCAACACCACCUCAGACUCCUCCCCACCAUCCUCCCUCACCCUUAAGGGUUCGGCCUCCCUGCUGCCCAACGCCUCCGUGCUCCUGUCUCCCGCGCAGCCCUCCAACUGGGGCUCCGCCUUCCUCUCUCGUCCCAUCCGCCUCUUCUCCUUCGCCCUCCUCUCAUCGUCCUCCUGUGGCCGUCCCCUCCCAUUCUCCACCUCCUUCUCGUUUGCUAUUGCUGCUGCCGCUCCCUCUCAAGGCCCUCCCUCUGCUUCUGCUUCUGCUGCUCUGGCUUUUAUUGUCUCUGCAACCGGUGCUGUUGCUGGUGGCACGAGCAGCAGCAGCACCAGCGUGGCCUAUUUGCCUGCAUCAGAAAGGAGUGUGUCGGUUGUGUUCAGUGCCGCCACAAGUGCCAUUCAUCCCAAUGGCACUGUCUCCAUCCGAGUCAAGAGUACCAGCAGCGGGUUCACAUCUGUAGCCACAGCCACCGCCCCCACCCCUCUCAACGACGGCAUGCCACAGUACUCCUGGAUCGACUACACCCCUUCCGCCACGGCCGCUGCCGCUGCUGCCUCCCUGCGUGUCUUCCUCUCGUCCAAGCCGUCCCCUCGGCCCCCCAAGCCCGUCCUCUCUGCCAAGAUAUCCCUAUGCGGCCUCCUGAUGCCCACAGAGAUUGAAUCCGCGUUCUUCCUGGGCUUCGCUGCUGCCUCUGACAACCCCCCUGUGCAACUCAUGCUGCUGCAGUGGAGCAUUGCUGCAGGCCUCCAGAGCGUGCCUUUUGACUCAGCCUUCCCGCUGGGCUUCACUCUCUCCGACGACUCCCUCUCCCCCUCGGGAGCCAACCCUUAUUUCCGCUACGCCAGCGCUGGCGUGCUGCCCGUGCAUGCCAGCACAGGAGGAGGGGGAGGUGGCAGCAGCAGCAGCAGCAGCAGUGGCGGCGGCAACAUAGGCACGACCAAUGCACAAGAGGCAGAGGAGGAGGAGCCACAGGCGUGGCUGGUGUCCCCCGCAUCUUCCUGGUUCCGGCCAGACCUGCGGUGGCCAGUGAAGCAGCAGCUUGCAUCGUGCGGUGACUGCUGGGCGUACGCGGUGGUGGGGGCCAUCGAAGCCGCCUACAGCAUCCUGGCAAACCUGUCAGCGGCGCCGCUGCUGUCCGCUCCGCAGCUGCGUGCCUCAAUGCGCGCCGACUGCCAGGGGGGGUCGCCCUCCCACGCCUUCAGCUUCCUCCUCACCAGUAGCCGAAGUGGGAAGGGCGUGGGGGGCCUGGUGGAGGAGAAGGGCGCAGGGAAGGGGACAAAAGCUGCUUUUGGGUCGACUCAAAAGCAGGGUGCGGGGAAGGGGAAGGGGAAGGGGGCAGAGGUGGGGAGGAGGCUGCAGGGAGUAGGAGGGAGGUGGGGAGGUGGGGCGAGGAGGCAGCUGGCGGGGGGAGCAGGCAGCGGCAGCAGCAGUGGGCUGUGCUCGCCUGUGUUUGCGGCUCUGAGGAAGCUGUUUGGUAUCACGUGCAAGGGCGGUGUGCCUAUGGAGGCGAGGAAGAAGGCGUUUCACAUCAGCGGCUUCGAGCGCACGUCCUUCUACGGCUGGUUUGGGCUUCUGCUCGCUGUGCAGCGACAGCCCGUGGUGGUGCACAUUGAGGCAUCGGCUGAUUCCUUCAAGCAGUAUGAUGGGCUAUCAAAGUACCAGGACCCAGCCUGUUUCACGUACAACCUGAAUCACGUGGUGCUGCUGGUGGGGUACCGCCUGGUGGGGAGCGAUGACACUGCUCCCCACAUGGCUCCACCCUAUUGGAUCAUCCGCAACUCGUGGGGCGCGGAGUGGGGCGAUGGGGGCCACAUGCGCAUGGACAUCCAGGGGGGCGACGGGGUGUGCGGCAUCAACUCCCUGCCGGGCCUCUACCCCAUCGUCAAAUCAUCUCGUGACCCAUGCAACAGGCAGGCGCGCAAGGGUCCCCUGGGCCCUGUGCUGAACCCAUGUGGCAACUUCACGUGCCGGGUGGAGAGGGACUCCAACCGCUGCCACUGCAACGAUCCCCGCUUCGUGGAGGCCACCAAUGCUGACGGCUCGCGCACCUGCGCUUAUGUUGACGUGUGUCGGGCGUCGUACCGCAACCCGUGUGCGGUGGGCACGUGUGUGAAUGACGGGGCGGGGACGUACUCGUGUGUGUGUCCUCCGGGCUUCAGGCAGGGCACCACUGUGGAUGGCACCUUCUCCUGCGCUCCAGGCGACGCUGACAGCAGCUACACGGUUCUCUCCCUCGGCCUCACAUGUGCCGCCAUCCACCCCGUCUAUGGCCUCACUCUGCCGCAGUUCACCGCACAGAACCCGGAUGUGAGCUGCAGUGCCCCACUGCCAGUGGGCACGCGCGUCAAUGUCACUCCUCCCAACGGCCUCUCCCCGUGCUCCGUCUACUACACCACCGACCAGGGUGACAUGUGCCAAUCCCUGGCAGCCUACUUCCAGCUGACUCAUCAGUGCACUCCCAGCAGCACCCCGUGUGAGGCAGCCCUGCAGGCGCUAAACCCCGGGCUGGACUGUGACGGGGGGGAGGGGGGGGGGCAACUGCAGCCCAACCAGGUGGUGUGUGUGGAGCGCCGCAGAGGGGGGGUGGGAGAGGGCGCAGGGCAGGCCAUCCCAGUGUGCUCACAGUACUACCUGGUGCAGAGCGGUGAGACGUGCGAGUCCAUUCGCAACGUGCCCAACCCGCCUCUCUCCCCCGUUGACUUCUUCCGCCUCAACCCGGGCAUUCGCUGCUCGCGUCUCGUGCCUAAGACCUCGGCGGACAGUUUUACCGGGUUUGAGGCUUGCAUACAAAGCGAAACAAGCUACACUGCUGGCUCCUGCCCAUAUUCCAACUUCUAUUUGGUAACUAACAAUGAUCGGUGCAGCACUAUUCAAAUCAAGUAUUUCCGUGGCAUCAAGGGGUGCUACAAGAGAAUCAACGGCUAUGAUUGCUUGGACAAGCUGAAGCAAGGGACUCGUAUAUGUUUGCCUAAUAAGAAAAAGAUGAAAAGUGGCAGAUGUAGCGUCUAAAUGAAUAUGUGUCUAUUUAUAUGGCCGUGUGUGUCAACUUAUACAUAUUAUCUAUGUAGAAGUUAUAGGCUAGACUGAG
Closterium sp. NIES-67 is the source of this 5648-nucleotide messenger RNA. NCBI's taxonomy places the organism in Eukaryota, Viridiplantae, Streptophyta, Zygnematophyceae, Desmidiales, Closteriaceae. The record is from the annotation of a GenBank genome assembly.